CAGCCGCCACAGCUGAAGCUGCAGACUGAAACCUCAGGCCACUCAGCGCCCGCUGACUCAUGAAUCUACUGCAGACCAUCCCUGGGGACUGGUUAUUUUGUUUCUUUACCCUGUUCAGGAGGAACCCUGAGGGCGCAGCUGCAGCAGCUCUGGUCGCACCCUAGGCCGCCUGGGCUCAGAAAUGACCAUGGCAAAGAGAGGAACCACCAAGUGCAAUCUUUCUCUGAGUCUGGGCCUUUUGCUGCUGCUGAAUUUUCUGGGGACCGCGAUGCUAGAAGAUGUACACUCUCUUAGUUGCAACUUGAUCAUCAGGUCUCCUACCAAAGCAGAACCUCUCUGGUAUGAAGGACAGUGUUCAAUGGAUGGAAUUGAUUUCCUUUCUUUUAAUAAUGUGAACAAGACCAUGCCUUUGGGUAACCAGGAGAAGAUGGCAAAUGCCACCGAAGUGUGGACAUGUGUGACCCAGUGGAUAGACCUGUUGGGCCAGGACUUAAGGGACAAGGUGUCUGAAAUCAAAGGGGACACUACCAAGACCAGUGGUCACCCCACUUUAUGGGUCACCAUGCUUUCUAACCACAGCCAUAGACAUAUCAUUGGUGCUUCCUGUGUAUUCAACAUCAGUGAGAAUUAUUCCUUCAUCUUGGACCUAAAGACUAUGAAGUGGAAACUGAUUAAUCCUGUACCAGAGGACAUAAUGAAAGAAUGGAAAGAUGAUGCGACAUUAAUGAAACAUCUGAAUUUGUCCAUAGCAGAAUGCAGUCAGAAAUUCAAUGAAUUCUUAAAUCAGCACGAGGAAAGAACAAGAUCAAGAACAAGGGCCCCAGAUAUCGCCCAGCCUCCACCUACCAGGCAGUUUCCUUAUAAGGAAGUAUUGAUCCCUGUGGUUCUCAUCAUCUUUAUUAUUUUCAUUUGCAUAUGUGUGAAGAGGAUGUGUUGUACCCAAGGAGGUAGAGAACUUCAGCUGCUCAAGGACUACUACAUCAACCUCCACAAACCACAGAGGAAUGAGGGGCUAGAGGAGACAAAAGGAGAGGUUCCCAACCAGAGCACCAAAAUGUUGUCCCAGGAGGAAGAUCCCAAGACAUUGGGAGGCCCAAGGAGGGCAUCAGAAUCUGUGGAACUGGAGUUACAGAUGUUUUCAAGUACUGGGAGCUGAACCGAGGACAUCUCCAAGAACAGCAAGGGAUCUUAACUACUGAGCCUUCACGCCAAACGAUAAAUGAAUUUUUCCUUUAAAAAUGAUUUUUAUUUUGUUUAUGUAUAUGAGUACACUGUCUCUGUCUUCACACACACCAGAGGUGGGCAUCAGAUCCCAUCACAGAUCGCUCUGAACCACUAUGUGUUGCUGAGAGUUGAACUCAGGACCUCUGGAGAGUGAGCAGUUCUCUUAACUGCCCAGCCAUCUCUUCAGAUUAAUAAAUUUCUUAAAAAGAAAA
This is a messenger RNA of Rattus norvegicus (Norway rat), 1436 nucleotides long. It is a transcript of the gene Raet1l, whose product is annotated as retinoic acid early transcript 1L. Gene Ontology annotation, molecular function: natural killer cell lectin-like receptor binding. The transcript has 7 exons. Bases 182 to 1156 code for a protein of 324 amino acids. NCBI's taxonomy places the organism in Eukaryota, Metazoa, Chordata, Mammalia, Rodentia, Muridae. The record is from RefSeq and is marked validated. Gene Ontology annotation, biological process: signal transduction. Gene Ontology annotation, cellular component: plasma membrane.